Colius striatus (speckled mousebird) is the source of this 1571-nucleotide messenger RNA. It is a transcript of the gene MATN3, whose product is annotated as matrilin 3. The coding region runs from base 1 to 1236 and encodes 411 amino acids. The transcript is spliced from 8 exons. The record is from RefSeq and is a predicted model, not a curated record. NCBI's taxonomy places the organism in Eukaryota, Metazoa, Chordata, Aves, Coliiformes, Coliidae. Gene Ontology annotation, molecular function: calcium ion binding.
AUGUGGCGGCCGCUCGGUUCCCUGGGCCGCUGCCCGGCGCUGGCGCUGCUGCCGCUGCUGCUGCUGCCGCCCGCCGCCCGCGGCUCUCCGCGCCGGCCGCCAGCCACAGACACUGCCUGCAAAAACCGGCCCCUAGACCUCGUCUUCAUCAUAGAUAGUUCCCGUAGUGUCCGACCUGAAGAGUUUGAGAAAGUGAAAAUCUUUUUGUCAGAAAUGAUCGAUACUCUGGAUGUCGGUGAAAGAACAACCCGCGUGGCGGUCAUGAAUUAUGCCAGCACUGUCAAGGUAGAGUUUCCACUCCGCACCUACUUUGAUAGAGCAUCUAUGAAGGAGGCUGUGUCUCACAUCGAGCCCUUGUCUACUGGCACCAUGACCGGCCUUGCCAUCCAGACGGCCAUGGAUGAGGUCUUCACUGAGGAGAUGGGCACCCGGCCAGCAACCUUCAAUAUCCCCAAGGUGGUCAUUGUUGUGACAGAUGGACGGCCACAAGACCAGGUUCAGGAUGUGGCAGCAAGCGCCCAGAGAGCUGGCAUUGAGAUCUAUGCCGUUGGGGUGGGCCGGGCAGACAUGCAGUCCCUGAGGAUAAUGGCCAGCGAACCUCUGGAUGAACAUGUCUUCUAUGUGGAGACCUAUGGUGUGAUCGAGAAACUGACAGCCAAAUUCAGAGAGACAUUCUGCGCUGCAAAUGUGUGUGCACUUGGGACCCACGACUGCGAGCAAGUCUGCAUGAGGAAUGGUGGAUCCUACCUUUGUGAUUGCUAUGAGGGCUAUACCCUGAAUCCAGAUAAGAGAACCUGCUCAGCUGUGGACAUGUGUGCACCUGGCAGGCACGAAUGUGAUCAGAUCUGCGUGAGUAACAAUGGAUCCUAUGUCUGUGAAUGCCAUGAAGGCUACACCCUCAAUCCAGAUAAGAAGACUUGUUCAGCUGUCGACGUGUGUGCACCUGGGAGGCAUGACUGUGAGCAGAUCUGCGUGAGGGAUGAUCUGUUCUACACCUGUGACUGCUACCAAGGCUACACCCUGAAUCCAGACAAGAAGACUUGCUCAAGAGCCGUAACAAGCAGUCUUGUAACAACUGAAGAGUCCUGUAAGUGUGAAGCCAUAGCUGCCCUGCAGGACUCAGUCACCUCACGCCUGGAAGCUCUGUCCACAAAAUUAGAUGAAGUGUCUGAGAAGCUGCAGGCGUAUCAAGGCAGGCAGCAGCUUACAAAAAAGCAGUUGGUUUGCUAUUAUUGACAAAUGUCAAGAAGACUUCAGGAAAACACCAGUCUUGAAAUACAGUGACCUUGAGGAUUUUCACAUACAGUUGCUUUUUAACCAUACAGCUGCCUAUACCUGCUCUACUGUAUUUUGGCCUACAAAUAGUCCAGCAGGUACUGCUUUUCUGCACAAACUGGAUUUUAGUUCUCUUAUUCAAAAGUAAAUAUAGUAAAAAAAGGAAUGGAUACAGUAUAUCACUACAUAAAACUGUGAAAUGGCAAGGCAGAGUGAAAGAUGUACCUCUGUCUUCUGUCCAUUAAAUGGGAAAGUAAGUUUGGGUCUUGUAAUUUAUUUUAAUAAAAUAAAGUAUG